Molecule: messenger RNA, 603 nt
Organism: Cooperia oncophora
Lineage: Eukaryota; Metazoa; Nematoda; Chromadorea; Rhabditida; Trichostrongylidae
Source: the annotation of a GenBank genome assembly
AUGACUAGGAAUGACAUCGGUCCGCGCAUGCAAAGUUAUCGGAAGAUAGGAUGGAAUAAAUCGGAUGUCUAUGGGACAACGUAUGGGAAUGGCGCAAGGACACUCUUGAAUCAGGACAACAUGAAAUGCGAGUACGUCAAGCAGAUCCGGUCAUUCAUACAAGCAGUAGCAGCGUACACGAACGGACGAGUAGAUAUAAUUGGAUACUCUAUGGGAUCUCCUAUCUCAAGAAAGGCAAUACUUGGAGGGAAGUGCGUGGACACAGGAGAGUACCUCGGGCCUCCUCUAACAGCUCUCGUUGACACAUUUGUCUCAGUAGCUGGUGUGAAUCGUGGCGCACAUCUAUGUUUUCUGCCCAUUGGUGAGCUCUGUAAUCCGGUCAAUGGACUUACCUGUACAUCAAAAUUUCUAGAAGAUAUCAAUGAAAUACCACGAUACGAAGGACAACACAUCUUUUCGAUUUACUCUCAGCAAGAUGAAAUAAUCGGAUACCGCAACACGUGUGGCAGCAUCACGGCGUCAAUAACAGGUGCCGACAAGGAAUUUGAGACAUUUGGCGGCCACUUCCAAGUGAUGGAGGAAUUCUGUACCUAUGCAGGCUAA